CCUCAGUAAGUGCUGGAAAACGCUUCCGACAAUAGAGUGAUGCUCUACAUUACUCACCAUUGUUAGUUAAGUCUGUGUUUUCAUUAUAUUAUAGGAUUGGUUUGGCCAGUGAAGAAUUACCAUUACCAAAUUGAUUCAACUAAUACAAUAUUAUCGUUGAAAGUGAAAAAUUUUUUCAGUGGGCUUUUAACAGAAAGCAAACCUACAUUUUUCCUUGAGAAAGCGGUAAAAACUAAGCCGGCGAUAGUAGAUCCAUUUUCUCUACAUACGAUCAGAACUUACAUAGUUUAAAUGUCUUCAACCGAAGUGAAGCUAUCAAGGCUGCUGAUCUUAGCGCAAAAGUUUAACAACUUUUAUCUAUCAGGUAUUCAUAAGUGUGACAUUCGUCCAUUUGUGGUAGAGGGGCAACAAGUUGGUCUUAUUAAGUCAGAUGUUUUAAAACAUCUUAAAAAGUAUCCUGAAGUAUUUUGCAUUCGGGCUUGUGAGCAAAGUAAACAGGGUUCGGUAGAGCUAAAUCCUGCUUUUCGUGACUAUAACGAGCGCACUGAGCAACUGGAAAAGGUUUUGCGUAUCUUGCGCUCCGAGGGACUUUUUCCUGCAUUACAGGGAUGGAGGGAUGAGUAUUUCGAGGUAAAAGCAGACUGCAGAGCUCUACUUAAAAUGGAACGAGCAGCUACUCCGCUCUUUGGAGUGCGAAAGUACGGCGUUGAUAUAAACGGUUACGUAAGGCACCCGACGCUUGGGUUAUGCAUUUGGCUGCAGCAGCGGUCAAACACAAAAGAGACCUGGCCUGGAAAAUGGGACAAUAUGGUAGGCGGUGGACUUUCAGUCGGCUUUGGUAUUAAGGAAACAGCCAUUAAGGAGGCUGCAGAGGAGGCAUCAAUUCCUUCUGACCUAGUCAAGAAUUUGGUGUCCGCAGGAUGUGUCUCAUUUUACUUUGAAAGCCGACAAGGACUUUUUCCCAAUACCGAAUAUGUUUUCGACUUAGAGCUACCACUUGACUUUGUGCCUCAAAACGCUGACGGGGAGGUCCAGGCCUUCGAGCUACUAACAGCCAAGGACUGUGUGGAGCGCGUUUUUACUUCAGAUUUCAAGACAACUUCAGCGCCUGUGGUGAUCGAUUUUCUUAUCCGACAUGGGCACAUAACAGCAGAUGAUGUUGUCGACUUCACGCAAAUCGUUGAGCUCCUGCACGUGCCCUUACAGUCCCUAUAUACGUACAAGACACGCUUUGAGCAAUCCAUUAAGCAACCUCAAUUCUUGCCAGGUGAUUCCAAAAACUGCAACUGUGAAAUAUUUCAGAAAAUAUCAGUGGAGAAUGGGCACAAGAAGUCAAAUUAAUCUGAAAUGCUGAAUAGUCUUAAAAAUAAAUAAUGAGGCAGGGCUACAAAGAAAUAAUGCAAGCUAAUAACAAAAUAAAAGUGAUUGUAAUUGAAGUGAACUUUCUGAAGCCCAGGCUAGUAUCAAAGAGGUACACAUUAUAUAUUAUAUAUAUAUAUAUUAUAUAUUAUAUAUAUAUAUAUAUAUAUUAUAAAAUAUCAUUUCAUUUGUGUAGUCUACUAACAGCUGUCAAGAGUUUGUAAUUCAAUUAGAUUUUUAAGAGUAGUGUUGAGCUGGUAUUGUAUUGCUGUGCUAUCUAACGUAUAAUGAACAAAAUAAUGACAAAUUCUCAAAUUCUGCUGAAAAAUAUUAUGAAGCGUAAUAUUUCAUUGUAUAGUGAUAAGCGUUGGUUUGGGCUUUAUUCGUUGUUUUCGUUGGUAUAAACAAUCAAAUUUUAACUAUUUUUUAAAAUAUUAAUUGUUAUUAUAUAACCUCCCCUGAUACUUGUCAAACAUGGAGAAAAACCACAAAACUCGUUUUUUGUCAAAAUAUUCAAUUUACUUAAAAUGCAAUAUUAUAGCAGUGUGAAUUAUAUAUAUUACAUCUUUUAUUAUAUGUAGUAACCAAAGUGCUCAAAAUUAAGAGAUACAUUAUAUAGGUAGGAUAAUAUUUUAUGUACAUUUUU
Drosophila mauritiana is the source of this 2005-nucleotide messenger RNA. RefSeq names its product nudix hydrolase 24, chloroplastic. The record is from RefSeq and is a predicted model, not a curated record. The coding region runs from base 292 to 1341 and encodes 349 amino acids. NCBI's taxonomy places the organism in Eukaryota, Metazoa, Arthropoda, Insecta, Diptera, Drosophilidae. The transcript has 4 exons. Gene Ontology annotation, molecular function: 8-oxo-dGDP phosphatase activity.